CUUUACAGGAACAUUGUUCUGAGCAAUCCUGGCAAAAGAAAUGCGCUCUCCCUCUCCAUGCUGAAGUCCCUCCGUCAGGAUAUUUUGCACAAUAUUGACAGCACGGAUCUGCGCGUCAUUAUCAUUUCAGCCGAAGGGCCUGUUUUCUCCUCUGGACAUGACUUGAAGGAAUUGACCGGGAAGGAAGACACAAAGCAGCAUAUGGACAUCUUCAAAACCUGUUCAGAGGUGGCACUUGAGAUCCUCUUCACCGGAGAGCCCAUGUCAGCUCAGGAUGCCCUUCGCCAUGGACUCAUCAGCCGAGUUGUACCUGAGGACCAGCUGGAAAGCGAGACCCUGAGAGUUGCCCAAAAGAUCUGCCAGAGCAGCCGGGCCGUGUUAGCUCUGGGGAAGGCCACUUUUUACAAACAGAUGGAACAUGAUAUUGGCACAGCCUACCAGAUAGCUUCACGGGUCAUGGUGGAGAACCUGGCUCUGAAGGAUGGACAGGAAGGAAUUGAGGCCUUCAUUUCUAAACGCAAGCCCAACUGGUCCCAUUCUUGAAAUAACUUAUUUUCAAGGAACAUCUCCAGGGCAAUUGUUUCUCCAUCUUGGUAAC
This is a messenger RNA of Protobothrops mucrosquamatus (brown spotted pit viper), 598 nucleotides long. It is a transcript of the gene ECHDC3, whose product is annotated as enoyl-CoA hydratase domain containing 3. The transcript has 3 exons. The record is from RefSeq and is a predicted model, not a curated record. Gene Ontology annotation, molecular function: hydro-lyase activity. Gene Ontology annotation, cellular component: mitochondrion. The annotation marks the transcript as partial. NCBI's taxonomy places the organism in Eukaryota, Metazoa, Chordata, Lepidosauria, Squamata, Viperidae.